AUGGGCAAUACUAUUUAACACAAAAUAAGAAAUCCAGCAAAUUGUUUGGGUUGUAUGGGAUAGGAAAAUGAGGGAUUCGAUUUGAAUGAACUUCAAAUAGGACUAGAUAAUGACAAAGCUAGAGGUUUUACUUGAGUUUAUGUGAUUUAGGAAGAAUCACCUAACAAUCAACUGCUUACUUGACUGAAAAUGAGAAGAACUUUUUUAAAGCUGCAUCAGGUAGAAAUUUAGGUUUGAUUCGUUUUUACCUUAAUAAUGGGAUCAAUAUCAAUAUUUUAGAUGAGGAUCGUACUUCUCCAUUGUAUAUAUAUAUUGAUAUAAUCUUAUUAGACAUAUAGCUUGUAGAUAUGGUUCGAUAUAAGUAGUAGAAGAACUAAUUAAUAACAAUGCCAAUUUAGAUAUCACAGAUAUGGCUGGCUGGACUCGUACAUUAUAUAUCAAUUUAAGCAUUACAUGUUGCAGCAUUUUAUUAAAGAGCUUAAGUUUGCUAAUUACUAUUGAAAUCAGGAGCUGAUUUUAGAACAAGGAAUCGUGAUGGUAAUGUGCCUUAAGAUUUGGUGAGAGAUAAGAUGACAGCUGAAAUAUUUAAAUAAUCAUAAGAUCAUCUACAACUCUUUAGUGAUAGAUAAAACAAAAAAUAUGAUCCAGCCUAAAGAUAAUAUGAAGAGUAUUUUCAAUUACUUAAAUUGAAACGAUAGUAAUUCUAAAUUAUUAAAGUUUAGAAAAAAUAAUGAAUGUAAUAGUUUUUGUGAAAAAGUAUCUUAAAGUAAAAUGAUUAGUCCCAAUUCAACUCCUAAAAAAUUGAAAUUAAUUGAAAAAGAAAAUAUUGGUUUCCAAGAUGCUUUGUCUAAAUCUAAUAUUUCUGAAUAAGAGUGUAAAGAAAUUAUUGAUUUCAACAAAGAACUUGGAUUCAAAAUAAAUAAAAAUUUAAUAUCACCUUGUAAUUCUAUUCCUCGAUUCUUUGAUGAAAUUGUAUUUUAUUAUAUUGAUGAUAUAGAUUUCACUUAAUUAAUUAGUAUUAUGGUAAAAUGCAUCUAGAGAGAGAGUUACAUUUAUUGAUUAGGCUAAAUUUAUUAGGCAUGAUUAUAGUACUGAAAAUUUGGCUAUUGAUUUAUUUAAUUAUUCAUGCUUAAUGGGAAUAUCUUAUAUGAUUUCUACUUAAAUAAUUAAACCCACUCCUUAAUCAAUAAUCAAUUGGUUAUUUUAGAAUAUAGAAUAAAAAAAUAAAUAUUAAAUAUCUAAGUAAUUCUUGAUUAAUAUAUCUAGAUUAUUAACUAAAUUGAAUCUAUAAGAAUAGUAAAUGAUUUUAAAAUUGUUUGUUGAUAGAGUUGUUAAUAAUUAAAAUUUAAUCAAUUCUUUACAUAGUCUAUUUAAUAAAUUAUAAGUUUAAAAUGAUCCAUAUAUACUUGAUAUUAUAGUAAAAGAAUUUAGUAGAAGAUAUUAUGAAUUGAAUUUUAAUUAAAAAAGUUAAUCAUUUCCAUUUAAAUCUGAAGAUUCAUUACAUAUGUUCUGUUUUGCCAUAGUAAUUUUAGAUAUUGAAAGCAAUAAAUAUGAUAAAGAGAAUGCUAUUAAAAGUUUUUUUAAGAAUAUUCAAACUAUUAAUAAUGGUGAUAAUUUAAAUUCAAAAUUUAUUUCUGAUAUUAUUGAAUAAUUAUAAUAAAAGUCAAUUGUAAAUUUAGUAGAUGAAUCUAUAAAUGAAUCACUUAGUAGUAAAUUAAGUACUUAUAAUAAUCCUAUAAGUUUGAUUAAAUAAAAAUAAGUAAUUUAUUAAUAUAAUUUAGACUCAUAAUAUAAAUUGUAAAUUAUAUUCUAUAAGUGAUGCAUACUUAUUAACGUCUGAUGGAUAUUUAAAGAUAUUUGAGAAAUCAAAUAGUUAAAUAAAACAAAUAAAUAAUGAAAUACACAUAAGAGGAAAAUAGAAUUAAUAAUUGUUGUAUGUGAUUUGUAAGGAUGAACAAACAUUUAUCUUUAAAUAGAAAAACAUGAAAUUUACAUUAACCAAUCUAAACGAUACUUUUUGA
Paramecium pentaurelia is the source of this 2021-nucleotide messenger RNA. The record is from the annotation of a GenBank genome assembly. Lineage: Eukaryota; Ciliophora; Oligohymenophorea; Peniculida; Parameciidae.